Messenger RNA from Manacus vitellinus (golden-collared manakin), 1945 nucleotides. It is a transcript of the gene METTL8, whose product is annotated as methyltransferase like 8. NCBI's taxonomy places the organism in Eukaryota, Metazoa, Chordata, Aves, Passeriformes, Pipridae. Bases 561 to 1517 code for a protein of 318 amino acids. The record is from RefSeq and is a predicted model, not a curated record. The transcript is spliced from 10 exons. Gene Ontology annotation, molecular function: tRNA (cytidine-N3)-methyltransferase activity.
CUACAAACUGGUAGCAAGUGCCGUUGCUCUUCCCCGCUCUUCCUAAAUAAGUAUAUUGUCACUUGCGUCGUGUGGAAACCUGUAUCAAAAUCUUUCACCUGUUUUUUUAACUGCUGGGCUGGUGCUGCUGAAUGUAUCUCACUGAAGUGCGUGACACCUCAGCCUGCUGGUCUUCCUGAACUGUGCUUUCCAAGGCAGAAUUAAUAUGGAUGAUUCUUAUAGUUCAAGUGGAGUGUGUGUUUGCAACACCCUACAAAACGAAGUUUUUGGAAGCAGUAACUAUUAACUCCAUGGCAGGUUAAAUUUUCUGCUAUUGCAAAUUGGAAUAAUUUAUUUGCAAUCACUGGAUCUACAAAUAGUUGUGCCUGGAGAUUCAGUGGUGGCUGAAGGGUACAUGACACGAGCUGCCAGGUGGUACAGCGUGAGGUUUGCAUAAAGGACAACAUGAUAUAUUUUCACUGUAUGGCAGUGCCCCCAUAUCCUGGUAACAUUGCAGUCUUAUUAGCCAAAAUUAACAACAAUUUUAUUUGACAUUGACAACCAUAAGGUCUCUGAACAAAAUGAAUUUCAUUACAAGGCUUUCUGCUUUAUGUCUGAGGAAAAGCAAGAUGCAACACAGGCACCAAAGUAAUAGACGACCAACUGCUCCACUUGGAUCACGGAUUUUAACUGAUCCUUCUAAGGUCUUUGAGCAUAACAUGUGGGACCACAUGCAGUGGUCACAAGAAGAAGAGGAGAGUGCCAAGAAAAAAGCAGCAGAGAACUCGCUUGUGAAAGUUCAAUGGGAAGACCAAGAUAAAUAUGAGAGAGAAGCCAGUAAAUAUUGGAAUGAAUUUUACAAGACCCAUAAAAAUAACUUUUUCAAGGAUCGUAAUUGGCUAUUUCUGGAAUUUCCAGAAAUUCUUCCAGAAGAAAAGAGACAAGAAUUGAGAAGAGAAGAAAGAUCUUCAGAACACAGAAAAAUAAAUAGUACCAACAGUUUUUCACACAAAAAUGAAAUGUUUGAGGAAGGAGAAAAAUACUGGAAGAAAAAUUAUCGAGGUGGUUCUACUGCUGUACAAGGAUGUGUAUAUAAUAAAAACAAAGCAGAAACAAUUAGUGAAAAUCCUCAGGGUAAAAAUUGUGGAGAAGAACUUGACAGACUAGAAUCUUUCCCUGGAAGUGAUGCCACUUAUAGAAUAUUAGAGGUUGGUUGUGGAGCUGGAAACAGCGUCUUUCCUAUUUUGGAAGUUCUAUGCAAUACACCUGGAACCUUUCUGUACUGUUGUGAUUUUGCUUCAGGAGCAGUGGAGCUGGUAAAGUCACAUUCGUCCUACAAUUCAGCCUGGUGUUCUGCCUUUGUUCAUGAUGUGUGUGAUGACGCUUUACCCUAUCCUUUUCCAGAUGAGAUCCUGGAUGUCAUUCUCCUUGUCUUUGUGCUCUCUACUAUUCAUCCUGACAGAGAUGAGCACAAGUUGUGCAAAGCCAGGGUCCAGAUUCCAGAAACAAUUCAAGCAGUAGACUUCAGAUCUUUGUGACUGCCAUGAUGCUGCCACGAAGAUAGUGGAAAAUAGUGUUUCAUUCAUUAAAUCAAUCACUUUGCCUGUAGAAGCAGUAUUCUGCGUAUUUCUGUGUGUCUUUUCCUAUUAGUCUUUUAAGAAUGUGUUUGAGUUUUUUUUGUGGUUUGUUGGUUGUGGUUUUUCUCCCAGGGCUGACAUGGAUGCUUUUGUGUGCAUGUGUGUGUAUACACACAUAAAAAUUUCCGUGUAAUUAUCUGUAUUGUGAGACCCACUUUCCAAAGCUGUGUUAGUCAUUACUGCCAUCUCGUAGAAUUAAAAUGACUGCAUAAAGGAAAAUGUGAUCCAGAUUCAUCUUGCUCAGUAUACAUUUUUUCUGGAAACUUUGAAAGUGAGAAAUGAAAAAGAAAACCAAGGGAACUGUGAUGCAGAACUUACAUACUUGGGAA